UCCCUAGAUCCUAAUCCUUUAGAGUUCCCGUUUUCUUGGAAUUUCAUUUCUUCAUUCUUUUAGAGCAAGGGUUUUAUACGGUUCCACUUUUAAGCAAAAGAGCUGAGUUCUCCACCUUGAAAAAGGCUUAUCGUGGCUUCCAAAGAUUGACAGACAUUUCCCACAGUGCACCUGUAGUAAGGUGUGCAAGAAAUCAACCAAAAAUAUUUGUUUUCAUUAGCGAUAAUGUUAAAUUGACUGGACUAGCGUGUAACUGACAAGUUCGAUACGCGCGGACAAAAAAAAAAAAAAACUAAAACUACUUUAAAAGAAAACCAAAUAAAUCAUCAAAAAAAAUGUUAACAGAGUACUCGGGCAAUCUUUCGCAUCCUCUGGAGUUUGGCCAUGUUCUGGAAAUUGUGGCCAAGACCAUCGAUGGAGCUUCAAGAUUCCAUAUAAAUCUCUGUACGGCAAAAUCUUCGGUGGAUCCCGAGGCAGAUAUUGGUUUACGUUUCUCCUGCUAUUUUCGCAAUGAUCUGAUUGUGAGAAAUGCACGCAUGCAUGGCGUUUGGGGCGAAGAGGAAUCUGAGCCAAUGGGAGCAAUUAAUUUGCCAAAUCCCAUAGUCAGUGGAGAGUUCUUCAUGAUCUAUAUAUUGGCUUGUGAGGAUAAAUUUCACAUUUCGAUUAAUAGUCGAGAGUUUUGUACGUUUCGUUAUCGCUUGCCAUUAAGCGCCAUACGAGCUGUCGAAAUAAGGGAUCAGAUACAAGUUAUCAAGCAAGUCGAUCAUCGAACCAUAUUUCCCAAUCCGUGGCCCGCCAUACAUGCCUCGGAUUAUUUCAAGGCUUUUAGUAAUGAUCAGCCUAUAUUGUUUAGUCCCGGACAUGUCAUUGUCAUUACGGCACGCUGCUUUGAAAAUAAAAAGGGACAAUUCAUAGUUAAAUUCAUGGACUCGGAUACGAAACGAGAAGAAUUGCAUUUCAGUGUGCGUUUCGAUGAGAAAUGCGUGGUGAGAAAUUCGAUGAACAAGAAUUUUGAAUUUGGUCACGAAGAGCGACAUGGAGGCUUUCCAUUCGUUUUCAACCAACAAUUCAAAUUGGCUUUGGCAUUUACGGAACGUGAAGUUCUUACUGCUGUAGAUGGUUACAAUUUCUUUAGUUUUGCCUGGCGAACACCUAAUGCCAUGAUGAAUCUGGUGGGCUUUAAGCUAACCAACACCAAUGGCCUAGUCACACAGAUAACCGGCGUGGAUCAUUUGCAAACCGGCGAUCCUUCAUGUACGGCCUUUGAAAAGUAUUCGAGACAUGAUUAUGAAUGUGCCUAAAGCUAUUUUUAAAAUGUAUCCAAUUGUUUCCUAUGAUUUUUACGAUUCAAAUAAAGUCUGAACUUACAUUA
Drosophila willistoni is the source of this 1372-nucleotide messenger RNA. RefSeq names its product 32 kDa beta-galactoside-binding lectin. Lineage: Eukaryota; Metazoa; Arthropoda; Insecta; Diptera; Drosophilidae. Bases 336 to 1301 code for a protein of 321 amino acids. The transcript is spliced from 3 exons. Gene Ontology annotation, molecular function: carbohydrate binding; galactoside binding. The record is from RefSeq and is a predicted model, not a curated record.